UUCUACGCCCUUUGACACCAUAACGCGUCAAACUCACCCCAACCUACUCCGUACUCCAAUUCUCAUCAGCUACCAGUCGUUACAACACAGAGAGAUGAGGAUAUGCGUUUCCACGAUCCGCAUCACCCAGGACUUAAGCCGGUCUGCUGGCCAUCAACGCUGACAUGGACGCCUUCGUGACGAGGAAGAAACGCAAGUCCAGCCCAGAAUCAGCGACACACGGUGCUACUGCUACAUGUGCAGAUGAUGCCUCUGAAGAGUCAACAGAUGUAAAACUGGCCAUACUGUCGUCUCUACAUCCACGUAUUGGUCAAGAAACGCUUCUUGACAUUUUACUAGCUCACGAUGGCAAUGUCGAGGCGACAACACGGGCGCUCAAAGCACCCCGGCUGCUCAAGAAACCUGGUGCCAGCACUGCCGUACCUGCUCAGACUUCAUUGCGGUCUUUCGCCAUCAGCUCUAACACAGCGGUUGCGUCUCUCUCGCCCAAAAAGGCGAAGCUCCUCUCUCGAAAAGGAACGACGUUGCAUCUAUACGACCCCAGAGACGUCAGCGACCACACACCUUGUACCAUCAUACAUAACUUCUUGCCCGCAGAGGAAGCAAAUGCCCUGUUACUUGAGUUGCUGGAGGAAUCAAAGUCGUUCGAGAAGAUUACAUUUAAACUGUUUGACAAUGUUGUCUCGAGCCCGCACACCUCGGGCUUCUACGUUGGCAGCUACAAGGAGCUGCAGGAGCAGAAGCAUGAGUAUGUGUACAAUGGCUCGAGAAUGACGGACGUAAGGACUUUGACACCGCAGUUGGAGAGAGUCAGGACCCGUGUUCAGGAGGCGGUCAACCGGGAAAUUGAGGCGCGCAUCCGCACUCGCUACGGCGGGAGGAAACUCAAAUACCAGUCGCCUGGCCCAUGGUCCCCUAAUGCAGCCUUUGUGAAUUGCUACAACGGGCCGCAAGAAAGCGUCGGCUGGCACAGCGACCAACUAACGUACCUCGGCCCCCGCCCAGUAAUCGGCUCGCUCUCGCUCGGCGUGGCGCGUGAGUUCCGGGUGCGGCGGAUCCUCCCAACUUCAACCGGGGACGACGGUCCCGACGUCGAUGACAAUAACAAGGACAGCAACGACACCAACCCUGACGCGGCGGGGCAAAUCGCCAUCCACCUUCCGCACAACUCCCUCCUGGUGAUGCACGCCGACAUGCAAGAGGAGUGGAAGCACUGCGUGAGCCCCGCCCAGGCCAUCGAACCCCACCCGCUGGCUGGCAACCGGCGCAUCAACAUCACCUACCGCUACUAUCGUGCCGGCUUCCACCCGCGCAACACGCCGCGCUGUCCGUGCGGCGUCCCCGCCGUGCUGCGCGUCGUGACCAAGAAGCGCGAGAACUGGGGGCGCUACUUUUGGAUGUGCCACGCGGGCAACGUCCCCGGCAAAGAGGCUUGCGCCUUCUUUCGGUGGGCUGAGUUUGACGAUGAUGGAAAUCCUGUUCCCCAAAAUCAAGGGGGAACACCAGCAGCAGCAAGAUAA
This is a messenger RNA of Canariomyces notabilis, 1520 nucleotides long. RefSeq lists its product as uncharacterized. Gene Ontology annotation, molecular function: zinc ion binding; ubiquitin binding; dioxygenase activity. Gene Ontology annotation, cellular component: nucleus. The record is from RefSeq and is a predicted model, not a curated record. The transcript has 3 exons. Gene Ontology annotation, biological process: DNA repair; DNA alkylation repair. Lineage: Eukaryota; Fungi; Ascomycota; Sordariomycetes; Sordariales; Chaetomiaceae. The coding region runs from base 165 to 1520 and encodes 451 amino acids.